Cavenderia fasciculata is the source of this 3009-nucleotide messenger RNA. RefSeq lists its product as uncharacterized. The record is from RefSeq and is a predicted model, not a curated record. Lineage: Eukaryota; Evosea; Eumycetozoa; Acytosteliales; Cavenderiaceae. The transcript is spliced from 2 exons. Bases 1 to 3009 code for a protein of 1002 amino acids.
AUGGAAGAGAAGAAGGAGAGUACUACUACUUGUACAAAUGUUGACCAUAUCAACAAAAAAAGUAGAGCAACUAACUUUGCAGUGAACCAAACUACAACAACAGUAACAGAUAGAACUGUAAUAGAUUUAACAAAUAGUAGUAGUAAAAAAGAAGCAGCAAAGAGAUCACCUAAAAAGAGGAGUUAUGAUCAAGAUAAUGCUAAUGUUAAUAGUGAAGAGGGUGGUGGUGGUGGUGAAAGUAGAAUAUACACAGAAGAUGAAUUAAAGAGUAAACUUAAAAAGGAUUUAAUAGUGAUUAGUCAAAGAUUGGGUAUACCAUCAUCGAUGAGUCACUCAAAAGAUAUAAUCAUAGAACGAAUCACAAAGAUACAAAAUGAUCGUAUAGAAUUUAAAAGUAAAAUGGUUGACAAUAACCCUUUAUGUGAUUACAAUAAGGGAUCACUUGAAUAUUCAUUGCCGUGGUUCAUCAUAAGUAGAAUACUAGAUCAAGUUUGGACUGAAUCGUCUAUUUGUACAUGUUACUAUAGUGAAACUGUAGCCGAUACAUUUAAAACGCAACCAACACAAGAUAUAUAUCAUUUUUAUCAAAUGUGGCCAGUCUAUCUACCAUUGUUGGACAAGCACAAAGAAUCAAGAAUGAAAUGUCCAAUGCAUACAUACCACCAUUUGAACAAUAUCGAUCGAAUCGUCUCGUUUGAUGGUUCUCAAUCACUCUCUGUCGAACCCAAUGUAGACACUAACAAAUGGAGAUUUCAACUACUAAGCAUAUCAAAACGUGUCAAUCAAUUCAUAUCAUCAAAUUACCUCUCCAACGUUACCCUCAAUCAAGACACAUGGGGUCAUCUAAACAACCAACUGUGUCCAAUCAAAACACCAAAAGUCGUUACAUUAUCAACUCCCAUAGAUAAUGAUCCAACCAAAGAUAGUACACUUGUAGAGAACAAUACAAUGAUAUUUAGUACGGUUGAUAAGCUUAAACUCGAUGGUUUUAGUCUUAAAUCACCCAACAACAAGAUGAUCACUCAAGUCUUUAAGAAUAUCAAAUCAAUCACUGCCUGUGCACCAUUCAAUGGAAGAAAUGUUGAUUUUGGCAACAUGUUUAAACAACAAUUCAUACCGAGCUUUAAGAAUCUUACAUCAAUCAAUUUACUAUCCUAUCAACCUUUUGGAUCUACACAAGAACAAUUUCUUGGUAUUCUAUCAAAAUCAACAGCAGGAGAAAUAGUAAAACUUUUACUUCCAAAAGAAUGGUUAAAAGAACCAACUGUACUCGAAACUAAAUUGGCCAACAGUAUUGUCAACAGCAAUAUUAUUCCAGCACAACAAAUGCCAAACCUGCGAAUAUUCCAUGUUUUUGGAAGAACAUCUGCUGUCUACUCUUUUGUUGACACUAAAAUUACCAAACUUGUCAACCAUAAUCACUACAGCUUUGUUAGAACAUAUAUCAAUAGUAUUCCACAAUCUGUAACCAUUUUAAAAUUCAAACAGAUUGACCCAACAUCUCUACAACCCGUCUAUAUCAAUCAAAUCUUUAGUGCUUUAAAUGCCAAGAAACUGUUAAUUGACCAUUAUUUCGAAAUGACUGAUCAAAUGAUUAAUAGCUUUGCAAGACAUGGAUAUGAAUAUCAUGGAUCAACAUUUAAAACAUCAUCUAGAGUCAGACAAUUCACUUUUAUUAAAUCAACAACCAAUGUACAAGAAAUAAUAAUUGAACCAACAGAAGAGACAACAACAAAAGAAUCACAAAACUUUAAAGAAACACAAAUAAUCAAUAAUCCAAAUCUUCCAUUUAAUUUAAUUGAAAAGAUUGUAACAUACUCUUGGAAUAGUUAUUAUUGUACUUGUGAAAUUGAAACAAACAACAAAAAACCUUUUAACGAAAAAUGUCAAGAAUUUAGAGAGGUAAAGUCAAGAUGCCCCGUACACAAAGACUUUGUUGGUGUUUAUAUUGGACAAUCCCUUCUUCAAAGUAUCAACAAACUUCGAUUUGGAAUACCAAGUUCAUGCUUGAAACUAUUCAAAUUUGUUUCAAAAAAUCUUAUCAAGAGAAUGGCAUUUUCCAACUGGCAUGACAUACCAGAUCUACAAAAUCACUUUUCAAAUCAAUAUUGUUUGGUUGGUAAAUCGAUUGAAACACUGUCGGUUGGUUUGGAAAACAAAAAAGAAAGACUCAAUCCAGAAUUUCUUUUACGUGGCCACUAUUCAAAGACUAAAAGGUUUCAAGCCAUCGAGACACCAAAUUAUGCGGCUGUCCCAAUCACAGAUUUCUAUCCAAAACUAUUUGCCUCUAUUUUGGGAUAUAAAUUUCUUUGUGAAUUGGAUCUAUCUCGUUGUCCCAUUCUAGACUUUGGUCCAGAUACGAUCAAUCAUGGCAAUGUUUUCAUUAAUCGAUUAAAACGUAUCCCACUCGUGAAGCUCUUUUGCUCCACCAAUCAAUACAAACACCUAUUCCGAGACGAAAAUGGUCAAAAAUGGAGUUCAUGUCCAUUGGUACAAUCAUUGCAAGCAGUAUCAAUCGAUUCUCUUGAUUUGAUGCCAAAUUUGUUUGCAUUUCCAAAACUCACUCAUGUCAAAAUCAUUGUUUCUCAAAGUCCGAGAUGCCUUUUCUACGACCAAGAUGAAGAAUACAAAUCACAAUUAACUCUUCCCAAAGGAAUACGAAAAUUAUCAAUCAAUGAAUCUCCACUGACCAAACUCACUCGACUCAAUCCUCAAGUAACAAAAUUGGUUAUGAAUACAGGACGUAAUGGUGAUCAUUAUCAUGAUAUCUUUUUCCUUGACAAUCCCCAAAAGAUUAUCAUUAGAACAAACAGAGAAUCCCAUCCCACUAUUUUACAACAUUCCAACUAUCAAUUUAUUGGUACCUUUAUCACUAAAAAAUCUUUAAAUCCAUUUAAUGAAUAUAAAUGGAUUUAUCAAAAUAAUAAUAUUAAUCAAAAAAAUAAUAAUAAUAAUAAUAAUAAUAAUAUUAAUAAUAAUAAUAUUCACGAAAUUAUCUGUUUGGAUUAA